Messenger RNA from Myxocyprinus asiaticus (Chinese sucker), 4763 nucleotides. RefSeq names its product transducin-like enhancer protein 3-B. The transcript is spliced from 21 exons. The coding region runs from base 921 to 3272 and encodes 783 amino acids. Gene Ontology annotation, biological process: regulation of DNA-templated transcription; negative regulation of canonical Wnt signaling pathway. Gene Ontology annotation, molecular function: transcription corepressor activity; protein binding. Lineage: Eukaryota; Metazoa; Chordata; Actinopteri; Cypriniformes; Catostomidae. The record is from RefSeq and is a predicted model, not a curated record. Gene Ontology annotation, cellular component: nucleus; transcription regulator complex.
UGGGCAGUCUGUGUGUGGUACUGCGAGUGUUGGAGAAGCUGGGCAAAAGCGACUGAGCUGCUGGCACGUACGAGUCAAACAUUUUUAAACAAACGAAAAGGGAUUGGGAGAUUUAACCAACAAACGGGACUUCAGCGAUUUUGUUUCGGCUAUUAAAUGGGAAAUACAUUCUCGGAGCGUUUGUAGGCGCCGCUUUUCAGUGGUUGGGAUUGUACGCAGCCCAGACAGCCACCGAUUCCCAACCAGCGCCUGUGUAAGGUCACGAGUGGAGGACUUCGACGAUUCUUCCGUGCGAGGAUUGUUCGCUGUAUUUACAUUCACGGAAAGGGGGUUUAUGGAGACAAAGGGUAACGCUGAAGAUAACUUUGUAAUCAGGACUGUUUUAUUUAGUUAUUGAGCACUCUGUGCGUCUACUCUGUUCCUGUUUUAUAUCUGAGAAGAUUGCUAUCACCGUGUUUACUUCGAGGCUCUAGUGGAUAUAUGGUUCAAACGGAAUAAAUACAUUAUUGUUUGAUCAACGUAUUAGGAAAAUACACUACACUGAUAUUUUCCUGUAUGGUUCUGUAAUGUUGUCGGGUUAAAUUCAAAUGAACUGCAGUCAGGGUAAUCUUGUUAUUGCGAGAAGACUCACGAGAAGCGUGUUAGUCGCUGCGAAAAGAAGCAAAUGUGUGUUUGACUGACUCUACGCAACUAUUCUGUGUUUACAGCACACGCGCAGAUAAAAGCCUGACUCUUAUUGGCGAUAAUGAGCCAACGCGCCGUGUUGUUGUCUUGCUACUCGGCGCUGUGAAGGGUAAAGGGGGUUUAAUCGGUGGAGAAACGCUUGGAUCGGGUGGACGGACGGGCUCUCGCUCAUCUACUCUGAUUACUGAAGUGCACUACGUCUCCUGGAUCAUCACCUUAGAAGGGAUACAUUCAGGAUGUAUCCGCAGGGCCGGCAUCCGGCACCUCACCAGCCUGGUCAGCCAGGCUUCAAAUUCACCGUAGCAGAAUCUUGUGACCGGAUCAAAGAUGAAUUUCAAUUCCUUCAAGCUCAGUAUCACAGUCUUAAAGUGGAGUAUGACAAACUGGCCAAUGAGAAGACAGAGAUGCAGCGACACUAUGUCAUGUACUAUGAGAUGUCCUAUGGGCUGAACAUUGAAAUGCAUAAGCAGACUGAGAUUGCUAAACGGCUAAAUGCAAUUCUUGCUCAAAUCAUGCCUUUUCUGUCACAAGAGCACCAACAGCAGGUCGCACAGGCUGUUGAACGUGCUAAGCAAGUGACAAUGACAGAGUUGAAUGCCAUCAUCGGGGUACGUGGACUUCCCAAUCUGCCUCUCACCCAGCAGCCUCAUGCUGUCUACCCUGUUCUGAUGCAGCAGCAGCUCCAGGCUCAGCACCUUUCCCAUGCUGCACACGGACCCCCAGUCCAGUUGCCACCUCACCCCUCAGGGCUUCAGCCCCCUGGCAUCCCUCCAGUCACAGGCGCAGGGUCAGGCCUUCUGGCUCUCGGAGCCCUGGGCAGCCAGGCACACCUGCCAGUCAAAGAUGAGAAGAACCACCAUGACUUGGAACACAGAGAGCGGGAGUCUAGCACGAAUAAUUCUGUAUCACCAUCAGACAGCCUGAGGGCCAGUGAGAAACACAGAGGUUCAUCUGAAUACAGUCUGGACCCAAAGAAACGCAGAGUGGAGGAAAAAGACAACAUGAGCCGAUAUGACAGUGAUGGCGACAAAAGUGAUGAUCUGGUCGUAGAUGUGUCUAAUGAGGAUCCAGCCACCCCAAGGGUCAGCCCGUCUCACUCUCCCCCUGAGAAUGGACUUGAUAAGGCCAGAGCACUGAAGAAAGAUGCUCCCAACAGCCCAGCCUCUGUGGCCUCCUCUGGGAGCACCCCCUCUUCGAAAGUGAAGGACCACCCACAUAACGACAAGUCCUCAACCCCAGGUUUGAAAUCCAACACCCCCACCCCACGCAAUGACGCUCCCACCCCAGGAACCAGCAACACCCCUGGGCUCAGGCCCAUACCUGGAAAGCCACCUGGCAUGGAGGCACUGGCAGCACCUGCCCUGCGUACUCCGUUGUCGAUUGCGGCACAAUACGGGGCUCCAUUCGCAAUGAUGGGUCACCACCCAGAGAUGAAUGGCUCAUUGACCAGUCCAGGAGUUUACCCCGGCCUACACAUCUCCCCACAGAUGAGCGCCGCUGCUGCUGCUGCCUAUGGACGCUCACCUAUGGCGGGCUUUGAUCCUCAUCCUCAUAUGCGUGCUCCGGGUCUGCCAACAAGUCUGACCUCUAUACCUGGUGGAAAACCGGCCUACUCCUUCCACGUUAGCGCUGAUGGCCAGAUGCAGCCAGUACCUUUCCCUCCAGAUGCUCUGAUUGGACCAGGAAUACCUCGUCAUGCCCGUCAGAUCAACACACUCAGCCACGGCGAAGUGGUGUGUGCCGUAACCAUUAGCAACCCCACGCGGCACGUCUACACUGGCGGCAAGGGCUGCGUGAAGAUCUGGGACAUUAGUCAGCCUGGCAGCAAGAGCCCCGUCUCGCAACUGGACUGCCUGAACAGGGAUAACUACAUCCGUUCCUGUAAGCUUCUUCCGGAUGGCCGUACUCUGAUCGUUGGAGGAGAAGCCAGCACUCUGACCAUAUGGGAUCUGGCCUCUCAGACUCCUCGUAUCAAAGCCGAGCUCACUUCUUCUGCCCCGGCCUGCUAUGCACUAGCAAUCAGCCCUGACGCCAAGGUCUGCUUCUCCUGCUGCAGUGAUGGAAAUAUUGCAGUCUGGGACCUCCAUAACCAAACUCUUGUCAGGCAGUUCCAGGGCCAUACAGAUGGGGCCAGCUGUAUAGACAUUUCCCAUGAUGGCACCAAAUUGUGGACAGGUGGUCUGGACAACACUGUACGGUCCUGGGACCUGAGAGAGGGGCGACAGCUCCAGCAGCAUGACUUCACGUCACAGAUCUUCUCUCUAGGCUACUGUCCGACGGGCGAGUGGCUAGCUGUCGGAAUGGAAAGCAGUAAUGUGGAAGUGCUUCAUCACACCAAGCCUGACAAGUACCAGCUGCACCUGCAUGAGAGCUGUGUCCUCUCCCUCAAAUUUGCCUACUGUGGUAAAUGGUUUGUGAGCACUGGGAAGGACAAUCUCUUGAAUGCCUGGAGGACUCCCUAUGGUGCCAGCAUUUUCCAGUCAAAGGAGUCGUCCUCUGUCCUGAGCUGUGACAUCUCUGCGGAUGAUAAAUACAUUGUGACAGGAUCUGGAGACAAAAAAGCCACAGUGUAUGAAGUGAUAUACUAAAUUUACAGACCUUCAACUGUAGCUUCACCAGGUUGAGAAACCUGCGAAUGGAACUUCUCUUUGGGCCUGAUUUUAAAUGGAUUAAAGGGGUCACUCCUCCAACUUUCCUAAAAGAUCUCUAUAGUAGGAACCCAGGUUAGGGAUUGGUUGGUCCACUUCAGAUCGGAACCAGAUGGGUUUUUUUUUUUCCUCACACUUGGACUCUUACAGCAGUGGAGCAGUCCUCUACAGAUCCAACUGGAAACAUUAAACAAAUGUCCCAAGGACUUCCUGCUGGCACUAAUGUAGUAAAUAUUGUCAUGCCUUUGCUUUUGGUGUGCUCAUGGGAUUGUGUGUGCCUAUUCCUCCCCUGGUAUUUUUGUUCUUUUUUCCCCUUCCUCUAACAAAAGUGAACAAUCUGUGAUGUAAUAUGAAGCAGUGCUUCAAUUUUAGCCUCCUGCUCCCUGGACAAUUUGUUAAAAAGUGUAUAUAUGGAGUGAAGACAUUUUAUAAAUAUAUAUAAUUCUAUAUAUUUCCAUGUCCUGAUAUACUUGUGAUGGGUUUCUUUGUCCUCAUGUCUUUAAUGCUUGAUGAAUGUAGAUUAGGACACACUUUUUUUUAUUUUGUAAGCGCACUCUCUGGGCCGGCCAUUUGCUCAAAGUCAGAAAUUGCUUGUGUGGGAAAACCUUCCUGUUUUAGAAUAAUCUUAGGAGACAUUCUCCAUGUUUAAUAGUUAUUUUUGUUUUUGAGCAUAUGUGCUUUUUUUGGAAAUGGGAUCAAACUGGAAGUCAGAAUACGUCAGAACUCCUUUCGUGAAAUGCUAGAAACAUCCCAGAGGAGAGUGAGGAGUCGUUUGUAAAUUGACUGCGAUAUUAAACUUUGAGAAUAACUAACUGUACUACUUGUCUGUGCCCUUGGCCUUGUGUCUUGUUGAAAUGAGGAAUUCAGAUUACAAAGUGUGAUUGUAACAUGCUGAUUCGGCAUGGAUUGUACGCCAUAAUGAGCAAUUUGCCAACUGAAACGGGAUAUGACUCACCUCGAUGAUUGACAACUUAACUCUACUGUAGAGAGCCCCACCUUAAUGAGCCUGCAGCCCUGUUUUCGGGCCUUGUCACAGAUUUAUGUAAGCUUUUUUGUGAGAGAUCAGUGUCGAAAGGAGGUUUGUUUCUGUGCAAAUUGAGCCAGUGUACUGAUUAAUAUUUUCAUGGCUUGCACUUGACUUUAGUAAUGUGGAAGCACAGUGCUCAGAGCGAGGGAAGAAGAGAGCAGCUUUUUAAACUCGUUCCAGGCUAACUAUUUGUGUGUAAAUCUGGACUGUUUAACUGUGUGAACUGGAUUGGCCCCUGCAUAUCUCUGCUUCAUGGGGCCGCAGCAAAACUCAUGUUGGUAAACGCUGUCUUCAAUUCAGCCUGCCUUUUACAAUUUCUCAACUUCACACCAAAGUAUGUAGCAAACUGUGUCAGCACUGAUCAUGUACAGUUGUUAAUAAUUCAAUAAACUUUUUCUUUUUUU